AUGUUUCUAUUGACAAAAUAUGUGUGGAGAUGGAUCACCGCUUUAGUGAAGGAAGUAACGUUAUCCUUGAUUGGCCCCAAGAACUCUUUCUCCAAGUUUGAAGUUGCUAAGCUUGCUUAUCUUGCUGAUAUUUAUCAUGAAGACUUUUCUGAUGACGAUCGUGGAAUAAUAAGAGAUCAACUUGACAAUUAUGUUCUUCAAGUGAGAAGAAAUGCUUCAUUUUCCACUUGUGAAGAUGUUCAAACAAUCAAGAUUAUCAAGUCUAAAUUUCACAAUAAGAUCAACGAUGUGUGGUUCAAUAACUUGAUGAUAUGUUACACCGAACGAGAUAUAUUCAAGUCACUUGAUGAUAUUGAUAUUAUUCGAACAUUCAUCGAAAAAAAGUAUCGAAAAGGACAUUUGCCUUGUGAUUUUGUUUAG
Vicia faba (fava bean) is the source of this 420-nucleotide messenger RNA. NCBI's taxonomy places the organism in Eukaryota, Viridiplantae, Streptophyta, Magnoliopsida, Fabales, Fabaceae. The record is from the annotation of a GenBank genome assembly.